Molecule: messenger RNA, 2082 nt
Organism: Seminavis robusta
Lineage: Eukaryota; Bacillariophyta; Bacillariophyceae; Naviculales; Naviculaceae
Source: the annotation of a GenBank genome assembly
AUGAGUGGAUCAUCAGGAUCAGGAUCAGGAUCAGGACCAGGACCUCGCCGGUGGAUGUCCAACCUGGACAUGUACAAGAAAGUUCCAUCUGAUUUGAUGGAAGGCACAGCGCAAGGCAGUUUCUUCAGCUAUUUGAUCUUGUUUGUCAUUUUCAGUUUGGUCUACUUGGAGACUAAGAGCUUCAUGUCCUAUCAAGUAGUGGAGGAAUUGGCAUUGGACACUCAACACCUGCACCGAAAAAAAAGCAUCUUUGGAGGAAACAAGUUCCAAUCCAUUGACACACUAAACAGCCAAAAAACACAAAAAAUUCAAGUCAGGUUCAAUAUUACUAUGAUGGACUUGAAAUGUGAAUUCGCUACUAUCGAUGUCGUCUCGGUUCUGGGGGCUCAACAAAAUGUCACAAAAAAUCUACAAAAAUGGAUGGUUUCACCAGAAGGAGUCCAAGAAAGAUACGACAAAAAUAGAAACCUACAACAACACGACCUCGAACAGGGAACACUUGAACUACACGACAAAACUGUCACCAAAUCCAUACAAGAACUACACAAAAAUGGAGAAGAUGCUGUCAAUCUAGAUGAGCAAGCUCUACAAACUGCUCUCAAGGAAUACCCAUUUGUAUUCGUCGACUUCUUUGCUAAUUGGUGCAGCCACUGCAAAAUAUUUGCUCCCACUUGGGAAAGACUCGCCGAACUCAUGAUCGAUGCAAAAACACACCAUCAUGAAAGAGUCGUCGCAGAAAUGGAACAAAAACAAAUGGAAGAAAAAAGGCUACAACUCGCAAAACAAGCUGCUGCUACCGGAGAAACCAUAAACCUCGUCCAAAAUCUUACAUACAGUGAAGAAGAAUACCAACAAGCACUACAAGCUGUCAGGUCUCCUCUAUUGGUCGGAAAAAUUGAUUGCGUCACUAAACACCAACUAUGCAGAAAACAAGGAAUCAUGAGUUAUCCCACCAUCAGACUCUUUGUCAAUGGAGAAUUAUUCCAAGACUUCUUUGGAAGCAGAACUGUUGCCAACCUACUACAGUUCCUGGUAUUGGCCGAAGAAAAGGUACUCGGCAAGCAGCCAGACAACGAAAACGAUCGACAACUCACCCUUUCCGACCAUGCCGCUGUGGCGCUGGAUGCCCAUAAUGUCACUGAUGAACAAAAGGCAGCUGCUAUUGCUGCAGAAAGACAGAGAUCUCAAAUUUGGAAACCAUCCGAACACCCUGGCUGCCAAAUUGCCGGGACGCUCUUCCUCAACAAAGUACCCGGCAAUUUCUACAUACAAGCACAGAGCCCCACUCAUUCCUUGGAACCUACUCUCACAAACGUCUCACACGAAGUACACCACCUGUAUUUUGUCACGCAAAGACCGCCUGGGGUCAAACCUCCCAAGAGCCCUGAAAAAGACCUCGACGAAUCACAGAGAGCUCAAGAUGGAACCAUCAUGGUCCCUCCACCUAGCGACUCCAGUGUCUCCGGCCUCAGCCACCCCAUGAAUGGAAAUGUGUAUGUCACUCAUGGAUAUCAUCAAGCUCACCAUCACUACAUCAAGCUCGUCGCCACAAACCUAUACACAUACCAAGUGGUACAAAACAGCCAAAUGGUACACUACAACAUUGACCAAGUCCCAGAGGCAAAGUUCGUUCUGGAUCUGAGUCCUAUUGCCGUCACGUACCAUGCUACAAAGAGACAUUGGUACGACUACAUAACAUCUAUCAUGGCUAUUGUGGGAGGAACCUUUACAGUGGUUGGGAUUGUGGAUGGACUCCUUCGGACUGCCGUGAAGACUACACAAAAGGUAGUGCUGCGGAGACGACGAAAUGGAACCAAAGCGAGGCAGCAGCAGAAUAGGAGCCUUCCCAGACCACCACCGCAACCAACCAGAGAAGCGUUUCAGCAUUCGAGCAUUGCCGCUGCCGACCCAGCUUCGCGUCCAAUAGCGGUGCAACGGCCCAAUGCUGCCGUUUCUGCUGCACCCGCGGCAUUGGCAUCACCAGAUGGGGUCUCUACUAGACCCAACAGCAACAACAACUCCACGACAACGGCCACUUCACGCAAGUCAAGGACAGCGCUGCCUCGGCCGCCGGGGAGGUAG